UCCAGUUUACCCUCCUCCCCUCUUUAACUUUGAUGAGCCUGUUUCUUUCCUGUUAUCUCCAUUCAAAUAAAGGACGCCAAUGGGUCACACAGUCACUGCUGUCGUUGACAACAUGUGGACAUUUUUCUCUUUACUAUUUGAAUCGUGAUGGAUUCACGUGGACGUAUGGAUACAGUUGGCGAGGACGACAGGCGGAGACGCACGAGGAGCGCGCGAGCCUCCUGCAGACAACAAGCCAGAGCACGAGCCGACGAGGCGAAAGUGCUGCGGUGUCUUAGCGUGGGAAACACGGGAAAGGACAAUGACAUGGAGGAGGACACUGGUCUCUUCAAGCAGGAUAACCUGGAGCGGAGGAUCAUGGCGCCCCGCUACAGCCUGCUGCGGGAGGUGGGAAGGGGCACAUACGGCGUGGUGUACGAGGCGGUGGCCCGGAGGUCUGGUGCUAAAGUUGCCGUGAAGAAACUGCGCUGCGACGCGCCGGAAAACGUGGAGCUCGCCUUGCAGGAGUUCUGGGCGCUAGCAAGUCUGGAGAAACGGCAUCAAAAUGUGGUCCAGCUGGAAGAGUGUGUGCUGCAGAGGAAUGGCAUGGCCCAGAAAAUGAGUCAUGGGAACAAACGGUCCAAACAGUACCUGCGUCUCGUGGAGACUUCACUAAAAGGUGAGAGAGUGCUUGGUCCUCAAGAAGAGCCUUGUUACUUGUGGUUCGUCAUGGAGUUCUGUGAAGGUGGUGACCUCAAUCAGUUCAUCCUGUCCCGGCGGCCUGACCCGGAAACCAACAAUAGCUUUAUGCUCCAGCUGACCAGUGCUGUCGCUUUCCUGCAUGAAAACAACAUUGUCCACAGGGACCUCAAACCUGACAACAUCCUCAUCUCGGAGAAGUCAGGGGCUCCAGUUCUUAAGGUGGCCGACUUUGGCCUGAGUAAAGUAUGCGCUGGUUUAGGAAACUCCUGCGAAGGCAAAGAAGGCGACGACAAGAACAAACACGUCAACGUCAACAAGUUUUGGUUGUCAUCGGCGUGCGGCUCAGACUUCUUUAUGGCUCCCGAGGUGUGGGAGGGCCACUACACAGCCAAGGCUGACAUAUUUGCCUUAGGCAUCAUCAUCUGGGCCAUGGUGGAGAGAAUUACUUUCAUUGACUCUGAAUCUAAGCGGGAGCUGCUGGGUACAUAUGUGAGACAAGGAGCAGACAUUGUGCCGGUGGGUGAGGCACUGCUAGAGAACCCAAAGAUGGUACUGAACAUCCCACAGAAACGCAGGUCAUGCAUGUCUGAUGGAGUGAGGAAGCUGCUGCGUGACAUGCUCGCUGUCAACCCUCAGGACCGGCCUGAUGCUUUUGAGCUGCAGGCCAGAAUGGACCGGGUUACGUGUGCUACAUGACUCUCAACCAGAUUGUUAUACAGGUACAUGUUUCAGCCUGGAGCUGCUAAAUCAUUGAGGCUCUCCCUGUUUUAAACUGAAGAAUGUAAAGGUAAAAGAGAUGCAAUGGAACAUCCAGAAGGUUGGAUACUGGAAUGGAGAUUUUGUUGUUGUUGUUGUUGUUGUUUUUUUUUUUUUGUUUGUUUGUGUUUGUUUUACUUGUUUAGAGUGAAAGUAUCUGCCAAUUGUGAUAGAGAACGUUUGUCUUGCCCAGGAUAUUAUAAUAAAGCAAGAAACAUCACACCUGCUGCUUAAUGGGAAGCUUGCUUUUAAACUCACAUAGCCAUGCCUAUCAAAGAAUAAAAGUCUGGAGAAAUUCCCAUCACAGAACUUGAGAUGGUGACACUGUGCAAAGGACACCACAGAGAGUGCAGCGAUGGACUCCAAAUUAAAGCUAAGCUGCAGCUUUAGUUUAUAUACAUAUGUGUUCACAGGGGUGAUCGUCUCCAUAUGUCGGCCCCUUAUUCAGAUGUUUUACUUUACUGCCCGUUAGGAUUGUAUUCCACGUGCUUAACUGUCUUGUUGUUGGUUCAUUUCCUGUAGAUCGCCUGUCGUUACAACAGUGAUCUAGUAAACAUAAUUGCCUGCGUCAGAUUUGUGUAUGGCUUUAUGUAAUGACAAAAGACGGUGUCACCUUCCCUUUUUUGUUGUUGGGUUUACAUUUCUUCUGUUGGUUUACACCGAGGUAUAAGUCAUGGUUAGUCUUUGGGAGUCGGUCACGUGUAAAAUCCACUGUCACAAUAUAUGUAAUUUUGUGUGUGUGAGAUGGUACAGUAAAUUGUCUGGGAAUUCAGUUGACACUGGCUAAUCCAGUGACUUAAAUACUUGCGAAAAUCCUGUAAAUGUGGUUCUGUGAUGAAGUAGUCAUGCUCAUUUAACCACAGCAUUGCCUGUAAAAGUGAUAGUUACCUUAGUAUAAACAAUGGAGCCGAAUUUAUAAUGGUUGACAAAUUACUAUAGUCUCAAAAAUUUACAUAUCGCCCAACCCCAUUAGCCACUGGAUAAUUCCAGAUAUUUUCAGCCUGGGUUUUGUUUUCCAAAUGAAACCGUCUCACUGUGGUCAUGUUUUGACAGAUCACUUAAGCUGCUGUCCGGUACAGUCCAAAGGGGAUCAAUGGAAACAAAAUCAAAACAAAUCAUCCACAAGCUGCCGCCUUUAACUGCUGCACCAUUUUUUUAUUAUUAUUUUUUUUUAUGGUAUUGUUGGGCAUUGUUGACACACAACUUAUUUAUUCUGCCACCUUUCAUCAGUUCACAUCAGUGUUGCAAACAGUCCCUCCAUUUAGUGCUCAAAUAUGCAUCUUCAGUGAAACACCGUUAGCAGUACAUUUUGGAAAACUAAAGUGGGUUGAAAAGUAGAAAUAUGCCCCAAAGUAGAUGUGAUAGAAUGAAUGUUAAUUUAUAUCUGGAGACAUGUAAGCUUUUCACAUGCCCCAUGUUAUUUCACUCCACUCCCCAGCGCGUAGAGCAGGUUAUUUGGCAGCCUGUCAUUUAACUUAUUUUUUACACUUUGUAAUUUGAUUUCUACUGAAUUCUUGAUACCUAUGGUGCCUUGAAAGUGCUUGUCAGGUUAAAUGUGGCUCGAGAGAAACUGCUUUGAUUUGAUCUGACACUAAUAAUAAAUAAUUCAGGAUAUAUGGUCUGGAUGUUUUAGUUUCUUCAGUCUUUAGAAUUUAAGUAUGGAAGGGGAACGAAAAAUGUAAUAUGCCUAUGUGGUCAUUGGGAAUGAGAUGUGAAUUGAUUAUUUUUUGCAUUUAACUGUUCUGUGGACCAUUUAUUUGUUGAGUAAAAUCACGGUUUCAAAGGGAGCUGAAGACUUUGUGUUUAAACAGGUUCCAUUCAUGUUAAAGGUGCAAAGCCCCAGAGUUAUUUCAUAACGUUUACGUGCAUUAUAGGUUCUAAACUGUGAUGUGGAUUUGUUUCUUGUUGAGAAAUCAUAAUAGUAAUGUAAGUGUUGGUGAAAUAUUGCUUGUAAUUGUGCCUGUGAUCAAAAGUGAAAUGUAAAAUAACAACAAGUUUAGAAACAUUUUGGAACAAUUAUACAGUGAACCACAGCUGGAUACUGAUAUUUUUGCCGUGAACCAAAGGUCAGAAGACGGGCAGAAACAGAAUGGAAGAAUUUGCUGAAGUUUCUUAUAUGUUGAGCUAAACUGGGAACCUGAGUUAUUUAAAUUUGAUUGUACUACCUCAUGUCUCUGCACAUUUUCACCUUUUCUUUACUAAGCCAUUGUUUCAUUUUUUUCCACCGUAGACAUACCACAGUUGGAGACAAAACCUGUCAGAUUUGAAAGUAACAGCUAUUUCAUGUCACCACAGUGUUUGUUGGGUGUGUGCAGCUUUCCUUGGAUUGCAAACGCAUCGCAUGGGUUUGGAAUAAGCAACACAGCCAUUGGUUGUCUUGUCGGUUGCCUGGCUGUUUCUUUCUGUUUUUACUGAUGCAUUGUGAGAAAUGGGUUUACUUCGGUGCUGAUGUUUACCCACCUUUAGCUAAACACAGGCCAUGAUGUACUUUGGUUAAUUUAUUGAACUGUGAAAAACUUACCUCAGUUCCUCAACUUUGUCUCAUUAAUGUGUGGAUAUUUGAUUGUGCGGUGUGGAGAUGAUAAUCUUGAGCUGAGAUGAUCAACUCGCGCACAGUUUUUAUUUAAUUUUUUUUUUUUUAUUUUUUUUUCUUCUGAAGAUUUAGUGAUUUCUUUUAUUUUACUUAUUCACUCAAAAUAUUCCCUUCCAUACCCAUGUAGCUGCCUGUGGAUGGUUUCCUUUGGUGUUGGAAUAAUGUACCUGUGUGCAGGAACACAGUGCUUGACUAAACUCUAAUGACUAAUAGGUCACUUGUUUUACAUGCAACACUCUUCUAUGCAACGCUGCCUCGCUGGAUAAACUGGAACAAUCCAGGCCUGGCUGGUCUUCUGCUUCUCAUCCUGACAGACUUUACUAACUGCAUCUUGUUGUGUUCAGAUGGGACCCUAAAUUUCAGUCCUUGGUUGUUCAUGUUAAUAAAACCAUUAGCUUGAUUGAAAA
This is a messenger RNA of Micropterus dolomieu (smallmouth bass), 4437 nucleotides long. RefSeq names its product serine/threonine-protein kinase 35-like. Gene Ontology annotation, molecular function: ATP binding; protein serine/threonine kinase activity. The transcript has 3 exons. Gene Ontology annotation, biological process: peptidyl-serine phosphorylation; autophagy; positive regulation of autophagy. Gene Ontology annotation, cellular component: autophagosome; cytoplasm. The coding region runs from base 148 to 1377 and encodes 409 amino acids. The record is from RefSeq and is a predicted model, not a curated record. NCBI's taxonomy places the organism in Eukaryota, Metazoa, Chordata, Actinopteri, Centrarchiformes, Centrarchidae.